ACGUAUGAUGGAGGAGGAGGCCCGCUGUCCAGCUAUCCCAACCUGUAGAGAGAUUGAGAGAGGCCAGGAAAACGCCUUGGAGCAUCAAUAGCAUAUGGAUUGGGCGUUGGGGGUCGUGGAAGAGGUAGAAGAGGAGGAGCAGCAGCAACCAGAGCAGGGAGAGGAGAUGGAGCAGCAAGAAGAGGGGGACGAUGUGGUGCAACGAGAGGAGGGAGAGGACAUGGGAGAGGACAUGGAGCAGCAAGAAGAGUGUGAAGACGUGGUGCAACCGCAUGAGGAAGAGGAGAUGGAGCAGCAAGAAGAGGGGGAGGGGAUGGUGCAGCAGGAGUUGCAGCAUGACGUGGUAGAAAAGGCCCACGUAGACAAGCCCCAGUCCACAGCAACAGCUGUGUACACACGUAGGCUACGACCAGCUGACUCUCCGGAGUCUGCAGAUAAGAUACCGAAAUUCCCUGAGAUAAACAAGACUGUCCAACAUGACAACCUGUGGGUGAGCAGGGUGGGCAGGAAGAGAAAGGAGCCAUCACAGGACGCCCCUGCAAAGCCCAAACGUGCUCCGGGCAAAACGAGAAGGGCCGCCUCUCUCCCAGCAACACUAGAAGGUGCUGGUGUAGGCCUCGCUGAGGAGGACAGAGCUCUCAAUUCUGGGCCAACCACUGGUGUAACUGCCAGCUCCUCGUCCUCAGAGCUGGGACCCUCUCAUUCAAUGGCGAUGCCGAGGAAGAGAGAGAAGACAAGAAGUGAAACUAAUAGACCUGCCCCUUCUCCGACGACCACUCCUUCCGCUAACUUCGAUAGGCAACGUCCUGCGCUCUUAAUGUGGGAGGAGACGACACUCCUUGCUCAGGCGCUGCUCUUUCGCUUAUGCGGUGAUGUCAAUCCCAUUCAUUCGAACAUGGAGAUCGCUGCGAAGGCUGGAUUCAACAGGCCAAUCCUUCAUGGACUAUGCACCUUCGGAUAUGCCGCAAGGGCGAUCAUCCGGUGUUGUUGUCCAGGUCAUCCGGAGCGCCUACGGAAACUACACGGCCGAUUUCUUCUUCAUGUGUUUCCGGGUGAGACACUUCGAACAGAGAUCUGGCGGGGAAACAGGACCAGGCACAGCGGUGGCAACCUGGGCGGGGAGGAGGGGGGUGCCGACCACAACCGCGAUGUGGAGCAAGUCACUUUCCGGUGCUCUGUAAAGGAGCAAAACUAUGGUGCAGUCUUGAUGGGAACGGCAGAGUUGAUCUCGCUGCAGGCAAGAUUGUAGAAGCACAACAUGUUGUUUCCGGGAACGAUUGAUCUGCGAACUGCGAGAAGAAGAUAACUGAGUAGCUGAUGGGGCCAUGCAGCCGCCGGUGCUGAACGGGAACCGAUGCAGGGGGUGCGGACGGUGGACCAGAACCAUGAUGUGCAGCAAGUCGCUUUCCGGUGCUCUGUAAAGGAGCGAAACUAUGGUGCAGCCUUGAUGGGAACUUCAGAGUUGAUCUCCUCCCUGCAGGCAAGAUUGUAGAGGCACAACAUGGUGUUUGCGGGAACGAUUGUUCUACGACCUGUUAGAAGACAGACACCCGAGUAGCCGAUGGGGCCAUGAAGCCGCCAGCGCUGAACGGGAAUGAACGUAGUUAACACGU
Molecule: messenger RNA, 1613 nt
Organism: Chara braunii
Lineage: Eukaryota; Viridiplantae; Streptophyta; Charophyceae; Charales; Characeae
Source: the annotation of a GenBank genome assembly